GUUGCGGUCUGAAUCGUGUUUUGUUGGCAAGCGGAGGUCGUAUAGACAGGCGGCGGAGAGGAUGCCGGCGGGUCAUGGUCUUCGUUCUCGCACCAGAGAUCUCUUCUCCCGUCCCUUCCGGAAGAAGGGGUACAUCCCUCUGACGACGUACCUGCGCACCUACAGGAUCGGCGACUACGUCGACAUCAAGGUGAACGGCGCCGUCCACAAGGGCAUGCCCCACAAGUUCUAUCACGGGCGCACCGGCAAGGUCUGGAACGUCACCAAGCGCGCUAUCGGCGUCGAGGUCAACAAGCAGGUUGGUAAUAGGAUCAUCAAGAAAAGGAUCCAUGUCCGGGUGGAGCACGUGCUGCAAUCUAGGUGCCAAGAGGAUUUCCGAUCUAGGGUGAAAAUGAAUGACCAGCUGAAGGCUGAGGCGAAGGCCCGUGGUGAGAUCAUCAGCACUAAACGGCAGCCCGAGGGCCCUAAGCCCGGGUUCAUGGUGGAAGGUGCCACGCUCGAGACUGUGACUCCCAUUCCUUAUGAUGUCGUCAACGACCUCAAGGGUGGCUACUAGUUUCCUUAGGUGAUCGUCAUUGCCUCUUUGCCCGAUCCUACUUUUGCUGCAAGACUUCAGUAUAGUAUAGUUGUUGUUUUGGGCAGAUUUUUCUGAAGACUAUUGUUUUGUGCUCCCUGUCCGAAAGCUUAAUCACCAUUAUUUAUGAAAGACAAAAUCUUUCUAA
This is a messenger RNA of Musa acuminata AAA Group (dessert banana), 722 nucleotides long. Its product is annotated as large ribosomal subunit protein eL21x/eL21w-like. Gene Ontology annotation, cellular component: ribosome; cytosolic large ribosomal subunit. The coding region runs from base 62 to 556 and encodes 164 amino acids. NCBI's taxonomy places the organism in Eukaryota, Viridiplantae, Streptophyta, Magnoliopsida, Zingiberales, Musaceae. Gene Ontology annotation, biological process: translation. The record is from RefSeq and is a predicted model, not a curated record. The transcript has 2 exons. Gene Ontology annotation, molecular function: structural constituent of ribosome.